Molecule: messenger RNA, 1958 nt
Organism: Syzygium oleosum
Lineage: Eukaryota; Viridiplantae; Streptophyta; Magnoliopsida; Myrtales; Myrtaceae
Product: WAT1-related protein At5g40240-like
Exons: 7
Coding region: 170-1537 (455 amino acids)
Cellular component (GO): plasma membrane
Molecular function (GO): transmembrane transporter activity
Source: RefSeq, a predicted model, not a curated record
CCGACUUCCAUGCUGUCCCGCGGCAAAACACGGGCCUCUUCCGAUCCGACACCGCUCUUUUGACCGACAAGCGAUCCACAGGAAUCGCGCCCAAUUUGCUCGACUCUAACAAAGCGGAUGGGCUCUAUCGGAGUCCUCACGGGGUGCUAUGUCCGACGAUCCAUGAAAGAUGUUAUUUUUCAGAACAAUUUCAUUAGAAGUCCUGAAGCUCGAUGCAACGGUGCACCUAAGUCCUAAAAUUUCAAUUUUUUUUUGGACUAUGAUUCGUAUUAUAUCUCAAAACAUUUUUCUAUUCGAAGAAAUUAAUGUUCUUGUCGUCUCUCUCUUCACUUCGCCAACCAAUGGGAGGAGCUCAAGAAGGGCCGCAAUCCUCCUUCUUCUACUGGCUAACCUUAGCCAGCUCUCGGCGCUGACGGCGACGCCUCGGAGGCGACGGGGAGAGAUGGAAGCGACGCCGUGGCUGCUCCGGUCGCUGCCGCUGGCGGCGAUGGUGGCGAUCGAGUGCCUCGACGUGGGCCUGACGACGCUGAGCAAGGCGGCCAUGUCCCGAGGGAUGAGCCGCUUCGUCUUCCUCGUCUACUCCAACGCCCUCGCCUCCCUCCUCCUCUUCCCCCUCUCCUUCAUCCACAGGGAGAAGAGGCCUCCCCUGACCUUCUCGGUGCUCUGCAAGUUCUUCUUCCUCGCUCUCGUUGGGAUCACUGCGAUGCAGAACUGUGUGUUCGCUGGAGUUAGCUACAGUUCGCCCACGCUUGCGUCUGCUAUGGGGAAUUUAGUGCCUGCUUUCACCUUCUUGCUCGCGGUUAGCUUCAGGAUUGAAAAAUUGGACUUCAGGAGCUCAAGAAGCCAAAUUAAAAUUCUUGGCACCGUGGUAUCCAUUUCUGGAGCCUUGAUCGUGACACUGUAUAAAGGUCCUGUAAUUGGCGGUGGCAUGUCUGCUAUUCCUUACCCUGAUGAGAGCUUUUCAACUUCACAACCCAGCAAAGCUUUGCUGGCCGACGUCCCUAAUUGGGUUAUUGGUGGCAUGUUCCUGGCGGCCGCUGGUUUAUCUUUGGCAACGUGGAAUACAGCGCAGGCAGCAGUUCUGAGAUCGUAUCCGUCGGAGGUGACUUUGGUCUCCUUCUGUUGCUUCUUUGGGACCCUUCAAUGUGCAGUAGUUGCUCUAAUUGCAGAAAGAGAUCCAAAAGCUUGGAAUCUAAGGCCCAGUAUUGAGCUCAUUGCAGUCAUCUACGCAGCUGUAGUUGGGAAUGUGGUGACCUUUUGCGUUUGUUCCUGGUGCAUACACAAAAAAGGCCCUAUUUUUGUGGCAAUGUUUAAACCCUUAAGCAUCGGUAUAGCUGCCAUGAUGGGUGCCAUCUUCCUUGGUGAUUCCCUCCAUGUCGGUAGUAUCGUAGGAGCUGUUGUAAUAGUGGCUGGCUUUUAUGGGGUUAUUUGGGCGAUGUCUCAAGAAGAAGAGGAUGGUAGAAAUUGUGCAAGUGGUGAGCUGCAAUCACCUUCCCAGAAAACCCCGUUACUUGAGAGCCACGUGUAUAUAAAUUAAGCUGCUUAGUUUCUUCUAUUUAAGAUUUUUCCCUCAUGUAUGCCAAUCCUUGUGCAAAAUAUUCAAAAUUAUGUGCAAUAAGUAUCUUAGAUGGCAGUAUUAGUUCUACUAUCUAUAAGGUGUGCACAUGCAAUGGGGCUAUCCUUAGUACAAGUAUUGACAAGCGGUCAGCUAUUCAUAAAAGCGAUUACCUCAAUCUUGUCUAGGAAUGACCGUGUCCCUCUGUUGGUCCAGAUAGAACUGGUAAGUGCAUUGUGAAGUUGUACUUACUCAAAAAGAAAAGAAGUGCAUUGCGAUGUUGCUUUUGUUUUCCCUGUUGAUUGUAAUGCUUUGUAUAAGAAAGGUGGACUCGGCCUUGAUCUGCAUAUUCAUCUUGUAUGAGUUAUUCACGAGCAUAUAGUGAAAAAUGGUUUCAGUAUUC